Asparagus officinalis (garden asparagus) is the source of this 1730-nucleotide messenger RNA. RefSeq names its product pentatricopeptide repeat-containing protein At1g11290, chloroplastic-like. The transcript has a single exon. Gene Ontology annotation, biological process: RNA modification. NCBI's taxonomy places the organism in Eukaryota, Viridiplantae, Streptophyta, Magnoliopsida, Asparagales, Asparagaceae. Gene Ontology annotation, molecular function: protein binding; RNA binding. The record is from RefSeq and is a predicted model, not a curated record. The annotation marks the transcript as partial.
ACUAAAUUGAAAAAACUGUUUCUGGCGUUCGAAAAUCAGACUGGAGCCUCGCACUCACUGGCCUUUGUGCUGAUCUUGCAUUUGGACCUCCUUACUGUCUCCCAAACUUCACUGUAAUUCAAAGGGAUUGCACACUCUCCUCGUCUCCAAUGGCAAGGAUAAUCUCAACCCACUCUUUGACUGCAAAAUCCAUUCCUGAGCUCUUCAAAUCUGGAAAGAUAAGUCUUGCACGCAAAGUGUUCGAUGAAAUACCCAACAAGAACAUAGUCUCCUAUUCCUCCAUGAUCUACGGCUGUUCAAGUCAUGGGCUUUUCCAAAAAUCUCUCAAUCUAUUUUCAGAAUUGCAAAAGACAGGAUUCAGCCCCAAUUCUUUCACCUUCGUUGCAAUGUUACUUACUGCGGCGGGCAUCCGUGACUUUUGGCUGGGAGAAACUAUUCAUGGAAGAAUUGUGAAGAGUGGGUGGGAAUCCAAUCCCUUUGUUAGGACAUCAUUGUUAGAUUUCUAUGCUAAGUGUGGGGGUGUUGCCAUUGCAUAUAGCUUGUUUGAAGAAAUGAGCGAACCAAGUUUGGUUAGUUGCAAUGCAAUGAUUUCUGGGUUCGUGCAUAAUGAUCACUAUGAAGAAGCACUAUUGUUGUUUAAAGAAUUGUGGGUGUUUGAUUUGGUUCCCAACUGUGUAACCAUGAUGAGCAUCACUCAGGGUUGUAUCGGCUAUGGCUCGUUUGAACUGUGUGAGAGUAUUCAUGGUUACAUUGUGAAGUCUGGAUUGGAUUGUGAUGUUUCAGUGAUGAAUUCGGUUCUCAACAUGUACUUGAGUUUGGGGAAUCUAGAGAUUGCUAAAGAUUUUUUUGAUAAGAUGGUUGUUUUGGAUGUUGUUUCUUGGACGAGCAUGAUGGGGUUCCUUUUAGAGGUUGAAAACACUAAUGAAGUUCUUAGUAUGUUCAUAAGAAUGAAAGGCAGUGGCAUUUCUCCUGACAUGAUAGCAAUGGUUAAUGUGAUCACAGCUUGCACGCUCCUGGGAGACUUGAGGAGAGGGAGAUCGAUCCAUAACCAAAUUCUAACCGCAGGAAUUGGAUUGGAGCUUCCAAUUGUAAACUCCUUGAUUUCAAUGUAUUCCAAGUGCAAGGAUCUAGAGUCUGCAAAAACAUUAUUUGAUCAUAUUUUCAACAAGAGCUUGGUGUCAUGGUCCGCUAUGAUAUCUGGGUAUGUGCACAAUGAGCAACAUAGUAAAGGUUUCGGAUUGCUUAUUAGGAUGAGAAGAGAAGAAAAUUAUAAUAUUGAUUCAGUCACAUUGGUAAGUUUAUUAGCAUCUUCCUCUAAGAUAGCUAGUCUUGAGCUAUGCAGUCAGCUCCAUGCCUAUGGAAUAAAAUUGGGUUCUGUUCACAUAAUUCCUGUUUCAAAUAGCCUAGUAUCAGCAUAUGGGAAAUGUGGUCAGGUAAGUCUAGCAUUCGAGGUAUUUAAAGAAAUGAACCAUAGAGAUUCAACCUCAUGGAACGCAAUGAUAUCAUCAUAUGGAAUUAAUGGCAAAGGAGAAGAUGCAAUCUAUCUCUUUCAGGACAUGGAGAACUGUGGUGAAGAGCCAGAUAGUUUUACAUAUCUAAAUGUAUUGAAUGCUUGUAGCCACUCGGGAUUGGUGGAUGCUGGAUUAGCCAUUUUUGAGAAAAUGGUCAGAGAGAAAAAGGUUGAUCAAAGAGGAGAGCAUUUUGGGUGUGUUGUUGAUAUGCUCGUGAAG